Anoplopoma fimbria (sablefish) is the source of this 2540-nucleotide messenger RNA. RefSeq lists its product as uncharacterized. The transcript has 4 exons. The coding region runs from base 391 to 987 and encodes 198 amino acids. NCBI's taxonomy places the organism in Eukaryota, Metazoa, Chordata, Actinopteri, Perciformes, Anoplopomatidae. The record is from RefSeq and is a predicted model, not a curated record.
CAUACACUCUCUUUGCUCUCUCCUGCUGUGUGCCAGUCCCUCUCUCCCCCUCCACUUCCUCAAGGUGGCCACAGCUCCUCUCUUUUCUCUUGUCCUCUCUACAUCCUUCCACCACUCUCUUUCUUCCUCUGUCUCUCUGAGAACAACCCGGCUCUGCCCGUUCGCCUCUACAAGUUAAACGGAUCCCAGGCUGCUACUUUUCCAAACUUCCCCACAAGAUUUAUUUUCACCUCUUUUUUGUUGCUGUCCUUCACCUUCUCCUCCGGAGAGGCCGGUUGGUGUGUGUCUGGUGUGUGUGCGGCAGCGUGUGCGAGGGCUCUGGUGUCGUGCUCUUUGCCCCGAGGGAAUCCCUAAAGGUUGUGACUGGAGGAGAAAAAGUUUUCAUCCACAAUGAAUGUUCAGCUGCUGCUCCUGUUGGCCCUGGCUGGCCCUUUCUGUGCCUUCACACAUGCAAGCCCCACAGAGAUCCCUACAGAGCUUGACGUUGGGGUCGUGGAGACCGUAGCAGAAACCGUCCCUGAAGUCACGGAUGCUCCUACAGUGGACCUUACUCUCAUCACUGGGCCUCCUGCCACCGAACCAGCAGCGGCCGCAGGAGAAGUUGCUGAAACAGAAGAAGUCGUGGUAACAGAAGAAGUCGCUGCAACAGAAGUUGUCACAGAGGCAGCGCCUCCUGCCACUACAGCCGAUACCGAAGAGGCCAUCGUUGAGACAGAAGCCUCUGUUGCUGUUACUGCAGAACCAGAACCCCUUAUCACCGACCCUCCUGUAGUGGAGACCGCGGCCUCCACUGAGACAGCAGAGGUUGAGGUACAACCGACGGGAGCUGCCAAGGCAGAGACGGAAGGCGAGGUGGUCGUUGAAGACGAACCAGAGGAGAACUCAGGCCAGGUAGUCGGCAUCGUGAUUGGCGCUCUGGUGGCAGUGGUCAUCGUCAUCGCCGUGGUGAUUGCUGUGGUGAGGAGGAUGGGAAAAUACUCCCCUUGAAGAAAAAGUCCGCCAAGCAGCAGGAGCACCCAAGGUUCUGGAAAUUCUGAACUACUGAACUGUGACGUCAUUCACGACAAUUGAAACAAGCACAAUACCAGAACUAAACUUAUCUAACCAGGACUCUAGACUGUUGCCAAAAAAAGGUGGGGGGGAGGGAGGCUUGUGUGUGUUAAUGUAUGUACUGUAUGGAUGUGAGACAAGAGGGGUACAUGAGCAAACAUCCUCGCCUCCCCCGGCCACAUCCCUCCCCCCAGGAGCCGCUGAUUAGAAAGGCUCUGUCCCCCCUACUCCCUUGGAGAGAACAAAACUAGGUGACGGCAGGAUGUCAUUAAGAAUUUCAGGCCUUUUCAAAUGCAUUUUGUUAAGAAAAAAAAAAGAGAAAGAAAGGUAUCUAUUCUCCUGUUACGAGUGACUGAUUUAGAUUUGCAUGGAAGUUUGAAAGGACAUACAAAUGGAAAUUACUGACAAAACAAAAGGAAAUUAAAUACAAAAUGGAAGGUGGGAGCAGUAGAGACUGCUACGAAUUCCACAGGAUGUAUAUACAAUGCAAGGAAAACUACAUAGUAUACAGCUAAUGACUUUCUCAUAUGUUGCAGUUGCAUAGGCUAGCGUUUGAUAUUAUGGAAUACACAGUACAUACAGGCAGGCUAUUGUUGUGGCCAACAGACCUUUUAAGCACCCCUGAGCACCAGUUAAAACAUGUUCUCAUUAAGCCAGAAUCCCUGAUAUGUUGGCCAACUGUAUGAAGCACCGUGUGCAGAAGCUGUUUUGACAUAACACACUCAUGAGCUCUGAAGGCUAGCGUGGAGCUAACAGAAAAGAAAAUGCACCCUCGUUUGCAAAGAGUAACGUGACAUUCUGCCCACUUUAACACUGACAUAUAAAAACCUAAUACAUAUCUGUGAAAUUUAGCAGAAGGGUUUGUGCCACUGUCUCUGGUAUUCUCUAGGUAGUUAGGAGGACUUUAACUUUUGAAGUGCAUUAUUAAUGUGAAUUGACUGUACCUUUUAACUGCCACCCAUUCCAGACAGAACAGCUUGUAUGACUCGUUCCUUAUGAAGGCUUACACACAGCCAGUGGUUAUUAGACAUAGUGAUAGCCUUUUCUUGACAAUGUCUUCAGAGUACUUCUGUUAAUAGUUAGAUUACCAGAACAGCCAUCCGGUCUUUAAAUUGAGCUAACCCUGAUUGCGUGCACGGGAUGCAUUUUAUAGUUGCACUUAGUUUUAGUGCACAGUAUUAGGCAGUAAUGCCCGAUUUUGUUAUAUUUGCGAUUCUAAGUGUGCUAAAUGGGUGUACAAAUAACGAAGUCUCAGCUCCGCUCCGCUUGCUUUACAAACGUGUUUAAUAUGUGCACUGAAUAAGUGAUGUAUUGUUUAAUGAAUAGGCUUUAGACACUGCAAAUGUUUGCAACGACAUGUCUUUGUUUCCUCUCCUCUGCUUUGCCACAUAUCAUCAGUUCUAUAUCUUUAAUUCGUGCCAUCUGAUUUGUUUGAACCCUUUUAUUUAAUUGCAGUGUUUUUGUUCAUACUGUUUCAAUAAAAAACUGAA